AUGAACUUCGCACCCUAUCAAGACGAGUCCCCUGAGAUUGAGAGGGCGCUGUCCCCUCCACACACAGAUAUCAGAAACAAGUCUCCGAACCUCCGAUCGCCGAGAGCUUCCACUGACCUCCCGUCCCCAAGCCACUUCGGAGGCGGACAUGGGAACACCGGGUUUGGGCGAGAUAUUGAGGGGGGACAUGUGAGCCUGGGGGCAUUUGAGACAAGUCUCCCUAUUCGUAUGGACAUUGAAGCUGCGCUGGCGUACUUGCUUCUCCCUCCUGCCGGAGGUGUGUUCUUGUUGCUGGCGGAACACAAGAGUGACUACGUGAGAUUCCAUGCUUGGCAAUCUAGCAUGCUCUUUGCCGUUCUUUUCAUCAUUCACCUCUUAUUCUCCUGGUCUUCAUUUCUGUCCUGGACCCUAUUCAUUAUCGAUCUCGCUUUGAUGGGUUAUCUUAGUAUGCGGGCCUAUCGCGAUGUGGACACUUUGGACCACUUCGAGGUUCCCUAUUUCGGUCCCCUGGCCAAUUCAUUUGUUGAUGAUGAGUGA
Penicillium verhagenii is the source of this 537-nucleotide messenger RNA. RefSeq names its product DUF4870 domain-containing protein. The record is from RefSeq and is a predicted model, not a curated record. Lineage: Eukaryota; Fungi; Ascomycota; Eurotiomycetes; Eurotiales; Aspergillaceae. The transcript has 4 exons. The coding region runs from base 1 to 537 and encodes 178 amino acids.